Molecule: messenger RNA, 813 nt
Organism: Penicillium malachiteum
Lineage: Eukaryota; Fungi; Ascomycota; Eurotiomycetes; Eurotiales; Aspergillaceae
Product: putative translocon-associated protein, alpha subunit
Exons: 3
Coding region: 1-813 (270 amino acids)
Cellular component (GO): endoplasmic reticulum membrane; endoplasmic reticulum
Source: RefSeq, a predicted model, not a curated record
AUGACUCGCUUUGGUUUCCUCUCUCUGGCUCUGCUCUCACUCCAGGCCUUCGUUGGUACCGGCUUUGCGGCUGAUACUGAGAAGGUCCGAGAUGAGGCUCACAGCUUUGCUGUCUCUGCUGAGGCUUCUUUCCCUUCCUCUGAGAUCUUCGGCAUCAAGCUUGUCAACGGUCACCCGACCCAGGCCCUGAUCACUUUCACCAACGAGGAGCCUAACCCGGUCACCGUGAACUUCGUCGGCGCUAGCUUGUGGACUCCAGAGGAGGAGGGCAAGGUCGUCCGUAACUUGACUACCACUCGUUACGGUAUCGAGAUCCCCGCCGACUCCAAGGAGAGCGUGAGCUACAGCUUUGCCACUGAGAUGCACCCCCAGGAUCUUCGCCUGAACAUCGCAGCUAUUCUGUCGGAUGAGGAAGGCCGAUUCUUCACUGUCCAGGCCUUCAAUGGCUCUGUGAGCGUGGUCGAGCCCGAGACUAGCAUCUUCGACCCCCCAGAUGUAACCUAUCCCCAUCCUAUCGCAAAUUCCAUCUUCCUCUACUUCUUCCUCCUGGCCUGUGCUGUUGGUGUCGUUUACUUCUUCUACACCGUCUGGGUCGCCCCCUACUUUCCCCAGAAGCGCAAGAGCGGCAAGCCCGCCGAGAAGCGCGCUGCUGGCUCUACUAAGCGCACCGAGACCCCUACCGUCGAGGAGAGCGCUAGCCCUGCUGUUUCCUCCGCCAGCGCCUACAACGCUGACUGGAUUCCUUCCCACCACAUCAACCGCCCUGAGGCCCGAAAGGUUAAGGGUGCCGGCAAGACUAAGGUUCGCGCGUAA